GAAGGCAUCUCAUCUUCCAAAGUAUUCCCAUUUCAUACUGUCUCAUAUGAGAUUAUACAUAUAUCCCCACACACACACACCCCUCAAUUAUUAGCUUUCUUUCCCAAAUACCAGUGUACCACUUUUCUCUUUCUUUCUCUCUUUCUAUUUUCUCUCUUUCCCAAACAGAGAGGAUAAUUCCAUAUCUUCUUCUCCAAUCCCAACCUCUUAAAUUCUUCUUUUUUUUUUUUUUUUUAAUAAUCUCUCUCUUAGAACUGCCUUAAAUUAAUUCUCAGUGUUUAUAUUAUUUGUUAUUAUAAUUAUUCCAUAUGGGGAGAGAGGAAGGUGGGGUUGUAAUAUUCGGUGCAAAAGAAGCAUCGAAGAUCGUAGAAGAGCUUGGAGCUAGUUUCUCUGCCGGCAAAACUCGAACCUACGAGUGGAGAAGAUCUCAGUUGAAGAGUCUUCUCAAAGUUGCCAAAGAACAUGAACAAGAAAUCAUCGAUGCUCUUAGCGGUGAUCUCUCCAAGCCUGAAUUUGAAGCCUACGUUCAAGAGAUAGCUAUGUUAAAGAACUCGUGUAAAUUGGCACUUAAGGAACUUAAACAUUGGAUGGCACCAGAAAAGGUUAAAACUUCAUUGACCACUUUUCCUUCAUCAGCAGAAAUAGUGUACGAACCAUUAGGUGUCGUAUUAGUCAUUUCGGCAUGGAACUAUCCUUUCUUGUUGUCACUGGAUCCAGUUGUUGGAGCUAUUGCAGCUGGUAAUGCUGUUGUUCUAAAACCAUCAGAAAUUGCUCCAGCAUCUUCAAAAUUACUCGCCAAAUUAUUAGGGGAAUAUAUGGAUACUUCUUCUAUAAGAGUUGUUGAGGGGGCUGUUGAGGAAACAUCUGCACUAUUGGAGCAAAAGUGGGAUAAAAUAUGUUACACAGGUAAUGCAAGAGUGGGACGCAUUGUGAUGGCAGCUGCUGCAAAGCACCUAACCCCUGUUCUUUUGGAGCUCGGAGGAAAAUCUCCAGUCAUUGUUGAUUCAGGCAUCAAUUUACAAGUUACAACUAGGCGGAUAAUUGCAGGCAAGUGGGGUUGUAAUAACGGACAAGCUUGCAUUUCUCCCGAUUACAUCAUAACAACAAAAGACUUUGCUCCCAAGCUGGUGGAUUCUCUGAAACUUGAAUUGGAGAAAUGUUAUGGGAAGAGUCCAUUGGAAUCAAAAGAUUUGUCCCGUAUUGUGAAUUCCAACCACUGGAAUCGCUUGAAAAAACUGUUGGAUGAUGAAAGAGUUUCUGGUAAGAUUGUACAUGGAGGUGAAGUUGAAGAAACCAAAUUGAGGAUCGCUCCAACCAUCUUGCUAGAUGUCCCACGAGAUUCUUUGAUCAUGAAUGAAGAAAUAUUUGGUCCUCUGCUUCCCAUUAUCACGGUUGAAAAACUAGAAGAGAGCUUCGAUAUCAUCAAUUCAGGAACAAAGCCCCUUGCGGCAUAUUUAUUUACCGAUGACAAGAAGCUAAAGCAGCUGUUUGUGAAGAAUGUCUCUGCUGGGGGUUUGGUCAUCAAUGAUACCACGAUACAUCUUGCUGUUCACACCUUGCCAUUUGGAGGAGUUGGGGAGAGCGGAAUAGGUGCUUACCAUGGGAAAUUUUCUUUCGAUGCUUUUAGCCACAAGAAAGCAGUAGUUUAUCGAAGUUUUGCCGGUGAUGCAUCGAUAAGGUACGCACCCUACACAAAAGGGAAGCUUAGAUUACUAAGGGCGCUGAUGGGCGGUAGCAUAUGGGGCAUAAUCAAAGCUAUCUUUGGAUGGUCUAAUUAGCGAUUUAAAAAGAUGAAUGGCAUGAGGGUGUGCUUCAUCCUCGAUGAUUUAAAUGUUUCAUUCUUUUUUGUUUUUUUUCCUUUGUAUUAAAGAAAGUUUGUCUCUGUAUAAUUUGGUACGCUAUUCCUGUGUUAAUUUAAACAUGGUGUAUUGGUUGCGGAAGUGAAAUUGAAAAUAAAAUUAUGAUAGUGUUUAUGCACAAA
This is a messenger RNA of Ziziphus jujuba (common jujube), 1981 nucleotides long. Its product is annotated as aldehyde dehydrogenase family 3 member H1. Gene Ontology annotation, molecular function: aldehyde dehydrogenase (NAD+) activity. NCBI's taxonomy places the organism in Eukaryota, Viridiplantae, Streptophyta, Magnoliopsida, Rosales, Rhamnaceae. The record is from RefSeq and is a predicted model, not a curated record. Bases 309 to 1778 code for a protein of 489 amino acids. Gene Ontology annotation, biological process: aldehyde metabolic process. Gene Ontology annotation, cellular component: cytoplasm. The transcript is spliced from 10 exons.